Messenger RNA from Gastrolobium bilobum, 1817 nucleotides. Its product is annotated as protein NRT1/ PTR FAMILY 5.2-like. The record is from RefSeq and is a predicted model, not a curated record. Gene Ontology annotation, cellular component: membrane. Gene Ontology annotation, biological process: transmembrane transport; dipeptide transport. Gene Ontology annotation, molecular function: dipeptide transmembrane transporter activity; tripeptide transmembrane transporter activity. The transcript is spliced from 4 exons. Bases 1 to 1779 code for a protein of 592 amino acids. NCBI's taxonomy places the organism in Eukaryota, Viridiplantae, Streptophyta, Magnoliopsida, Fabales, Fabaceae.
AUGUCAGUGGCAGAAGAAAAAGGCCCCGCAGGUGGGAAAGAAGAUUACACUCAAGAUGGCACUGUGGACUUAAAAGGUAGACCCAUUUUAAGAUCAAAGACUGGACGAUGGAAAGCUUGUUCCUUCAUAGUAGGGUAUGAAGCGUUUGAGAGGAUGGCUUACUACGGGAUAGCAUCAAACCUAGUGGUGUAUCUAACAACGAAGCUUCAUGAGGGCACUGUGAAAUCUUCAAACAACGUUACCAACUGGGUGGGUUCAGUGUGGUUGAUGCCACUUGCAGGGGCUUACAUAGCCGAUGCCUAUUUUGGUCGAUAUUGGACCUUUGUAAUUGCAUCCUUCAUUUAUCUUUUGGGAAUGAGUUUGUUGACUCUAGCAGUUUCACUACCAGCACUGAGGCCACCACCAUGUGCUCAAGGCGUGGCAGACCAGAGUUGCCCUCGGGCUUCAUCGUUCCAAAGGGGUAUAUUCUUCUUUGCCUUAUACAUCAUUGCAAUGGGCACAGGGGGAACCAAGCCCAAUAUUUCUACUAUGGGAGCAGACCAAUUUGAUGAGUUUGAGCCUAAAGAGAGAUCCCAUAAGCUUUCCUUCUUCAAUUGGUGGUACUUUAGUAUUUUCUUUGGUACCCUUUUCUCCAACACUUUCUUGGUUUACAUACAAGACAAAAGGAGUUGGACCGUUGGAUAUGGGAUUCCAACCCUUGGGCUUGCUGUUUCAGUAUUGGUGUUUCUGCUAGGAUCUCCAUUUUAUAGGCACAAAUUGCCUUCUGGUAGCCCUAUAACAAGGAUCCUUCAGGUAUUUGUGGCUGCUGGGAGGAAGCGGAAGGUACAUGUCCCAGAUGAUCCAAAAGAGCUACAUGAACUUAACAUAGAAGACUAUACAAGUAACGGCAGAAACAGAAUUGAUCGCAGCUCUGCAUUAAGUUUCCUUGACAAAGCAGCUAUUAAGACUGGACAAACUUCAUCGUGGAUGCUUUCUACAGUGACCCAAGUUGAGGAAACCAAGCAAAUGAUAAAAAUGAUACCUAUUUUGAUUACAACAAUUAUUCCAAGCACCUUGACAGUUCAAGCGAACACACUCUUCAUCAAACAAGGCACCACCCUAGACAGGAGUAUGGGACCCCAUUUUGAUAUCCCUCCUGCAUGUCUUACAGCAUUUAUAACUAUCUUCUUGCUGUUAAGCGUUGUAAUCUAUGACCGACUUUUUGUUCCUGCUCUCCGACGCUACACAAAGAACCCCAGAGGGAUCACAAUGCUGCAGAGAAUUGGAAUUGGCCUUGUGCUGCACGUGAUUCUCAUGAUCAUUGCAUGCUUUGCUGAAAGAAAGAGACUCAGUGUUGCAAGAGAAAACAACCUCUUAGGCCAGCAUGAUACAAUUCCACUCACUAUUUUCAUUCUCCUCCCUCAGUUCGCCUUGGUUGGGAUUGCUGAGAGCUACAUUGAUAUUGCCAAGAUAGAGUUCUUCUAUGAUCAAGCACCAAAUGGCAUGAAAAGUUUGGGAACAUCAUAUUUCACAACCACCUUGGGUCUUGGAAGUUUUUUCAGUAGUUUUCUUCUAUCAACUGUUGUUGAUAUCACCGAGAGACAAGGUCACAAGGGUUGGGUUUUGGAUAAUCUAAACGUCUCCCAUUUAGAUUAUUAUUAUGCAUUCAUGGCUGUACUAAGCUUUAUCAACUUCCUUUGCUUUUUGGUUGUUGCCAAGUUGUUUUCCUAUAACGUUGAUGCAACAGAAAACAAAUCGGGCUUGGAGAUGAUUUCUGCUUCAUCUCCAGUAAAGGAAUAAGCCAAAGCACUCCACAACCAGAUGUCAAGUGCUAAGGA